Cavenderia fasciculata is the source of this 768-nucleotide messenger RNA. RefSeq lists its product as uncharacterized. Lineage: Eukaryota; Evosea; Eumycetozoa; Acytosteliales; Cavenderiaceae. The coding region runs from base 1 to 768 and encodes 255 amino acids. Gene Ontology annotation, cellular component: eukaryotic translation initiation factor 3 complex, eIF3m. Gene Ontology annotation, biological process: cytoplasmic translational initiation. The record is from RefSeq and is a predicted model, not a curated record. Gene Ontology annotation, molecular function: protein binding; translation initiation factor activity; RNA binding. The transcript is spliced from 7 exons.
AUGACCCAAUAUAUACUUGUUCAAAGGCGACCAGCUAACACAAAUUCUGUUGUAGUUGCAAUCGCUCCAAUUGGACAAGGUGAUAGACUAUUCGUUGCAUCACAUGAUGAGAACGUGUCUCAAUGGGAUACCUCGAAUGGUUUACUCGUCAACAAGUUUACUCACCCCGAUUCAGUCGGAUCAAUCAGUAUCACUCAAGACUCUAGGUAUAUGGUUUCAACUUCAAGAUACUCAGUGUAUUUAUGGGGUACGGCAGUCUCUGUGACACCUUUGUUUACUUUAACAGAGAACCAGGCCCCAGGACAUGCACCACCCCAAUAUACUUGUGUUAGCUGGUCACCAUCGAACAAACAAGAGAGAAUUGGUCACUUGAUUGUCGAGGGAAGUGCGUGUGGCAGAAUCAAAUGGACCAGAGACCAAAGUAUGGUUGUAACCCGCGGUGGUAUCGUCAGAUUGUAUGAAAACAAUACUUGGAGGUUCAUUCGUUCAUUUAGCAUUGGUCGCAGUGUCAACGAUACGACUACAUCAUCUACUACUCCUCCCAUGAUUGCUUUUGCAACAGGAACCACACCAGAUUAUUCUUAUUCAAGAAGAGACAAACAAGAUGAUUUACAAUUCAAUAUCCGACUAUUCAACCUUGACAACACACAACAAGUAGCAGAGAUAAAGGGUCAUGAUGAUCCCUCAUACUCUAUUUCUUUCUCUCCAGAUAAUAAAUCAAUUGCAAUUGGUGGCAAUGAUGGAUAUGUUAUCAUAAAUCAAAUUUAA